CUGUAAUCUCUCUGCAUUAAUACGCUCAAUAACUCAUUUCAUCACUCUCACGCCGAAGCCUGGAAGCCAACUCUACCACACUCGCUCGCUACUAUGGCUACUGAUAAUAAUGCUGCUGAAGAUCUCCAGAAGAUCAACAACCAAACGCUGGGGACAGAUGGGAAUGCGUUUCCAGUUGUAACGCUUCCCGGCGGCCAAAAGGUCCCAACUGGCACUGUGGGAGCACUUCUCGUCAACAUCAAGACAUACGAUGCAGGCAAUGAUGAGGAGAGAAAGAGCAUAGAACCAGCAAUUCGGGCCGCAAUACCCGUACUCCGGAGCGUUGGCAUGUUUGAUCUCUUUAAGCCGCAGGAAUGGGUUCAAGGGGGUAGCCCAGGGCGGGCUCUCGUCGGAAAACUAGCAAUGGAGUGAUACAACGUCAUUUGUAUAUCGUCCAGGUGUGGCGUCACGUAAAACACUGCGAGCGUUAGCAAAUCAGGUACAGAGUUAAUUACACAAACAGUGUUUUUUUUUUUGAACGAAUUGUUGCUGGGUUGGCUUUUGUGCUUAAAGGUGUAUUGCUUCUGACCACUUGUCAUCGUGGUGACGACGUCAAG
Molecule: messenger RNA, 596 nt
Organism: Trichoderma harzianum CBS 226.95
Lineage: Eukaryota; Fungi; Ascomycota; Sordariomycetes; Hypocreales; Hypocreaceae
Exons: 1
Coding region: 94-411 (105 amino acids)
Source: RefSeq, a predicted model, not a curated record